This is a messenger RNA of Aspergillus steynii IBT 23096, 1080 nucleotides long. RefSeq lists its product as uncharacterized. The record is from RefSeq and is a predicted model, not a curated record. Lineage: Eukaryota; Fungi; Ascomycota; Eurotiomycetes; Eurotiales; Aspergillaceae. The transcript has a single exon. The coding region runs from base 1 to 1080 and encodes 359 amino acids.
AUGGUAGACGAGGACGAAGCCAAACGGGAGGAUUCCCCAAACCCUCCUCCAGCAUCUACUCAUAACCCACAGGAUGAUACUGUCCCCCAGCCUCACCAACAGCAAGAUCUGCCCUCCGAUCAUCACUCACCCUCAGUCCAGGGAACUCACUCCGGUCAGAAUUCUGGCCGACUGCUUCCGCCGAUCCCAACUGCUCGCCAGCCAGUCGUGCGUCUUCCACUCUGCACGCACAGCGUGGUGGAACGGCAGCAUUGUGUGGACCAUCUAGAGCGGUGCGACUCUUGCGGAAGGAUCCCCUUCCUCGGAUGGUUCUUCGUCUGCGUCGAAGACACCUCGGGAUUCUCUGACCCCUUGGAUCCCAUCCGGGGCCCAUUCCUCAGUCCUUGGAUCUUGAAGGCGAUCGAAACCGGGGAGUACACGGUGGAAGAGCGAGAGGUGUUGAUCCAGCAGAAGUUGCGCGUACUGAGGAUGGCUGAUCUGGAGAGAGCUCCGUCAAGCCCUUCGCUCUCCAUGCUGGAAGCCGAGUGCGAGGCUGGAGAACAUGCCUUGCAGCAGAGACAAACGGCCUCCUCUUCAGCAAACCCCGGCGAUUCAACAACCAAUCUGCCUGCGCAUCCGCUGCCUCCACUGCCGUGCACCCUCAGGGCCUGUCGCCAUUGUGAGCGUCGGUUUGCUAAUCUGGAAGAGCGCUCCUGGUUGAGCAUCAAUGAAGUAUGCAACGACGCCAUCGGCCCUCCGGCUGCGUUCGAGCUUGCAGGCAGACCGGUCUCCGAUGCUAAUAUCGUCCGGCACUUGGGCUGGCGCUCGGCAAAUUCGGGUUCCAAAACUGACGACUACCCUGACAGGCAAGCAUGGUCGCGCAAUACGUCUGGCUCUCAGCUCGAUUUCACCGACCAGGAGUUGUCUGCUCUUUUCGACCAGGUAUUGAAUAUGGCGGCAGCAAAAGACACCAAAAAGGAUCGAACUACCGGCACUGACUCCGAUGAAUCGGGUCUCAGCAUACUGAUAGGAUUGGAAGUGGACGAUACAUCCGAGGCUGGUGAUCAAGAUACCUGUGACGGAGGAGUGCCACUGGGGUGA